Salpingoeca rosetta is the source of this 1023-nucleotide messenger RNA. RefSeq lists its product as uncharacterized. Gene Ontology annotation, molecular function: DNA-binding transcription factor activity. The record is from RefSeq and is a predicted model, not a curated record. Gene Ontology annotation, biological process: regulation of DNA-templated transcription. The coding region runs from base 86 to 826 and encodes 246 amino acids. NCBI's taxonomy places the organism in Eukaryota, Choanoflagellata, Craspedida, Salpingoecidae. The transcript has 5 exons.
CUUCUGCACCCCUUUGUGGACGCAGCCAAGGGGCAACCCCCACCCAGCUCCAAACCAAUCACCACAACCAAUCACCACCCCCAGCAUGGCCCAGUCCAAUGACAUGACAGGGGACUCCUUCCUCAUGGGGCACUUUCCCAACCCACAGAUUGCCCCACCGGCGACGCUGUCGGACGAGAAGCUGCUUCAGGAUGUGCUCGGCUUGGCGGCACCACCGGACCCAGCCUUUGACAGCUUCCUGCUCGAUGCUUUCUCCAAGGGCACCGCGCAGCAGGACGCUUCGCUGCUGCCACCCCCAACAUUGAGCGACGAAAUGCUCAACUACCUGCCUGCCACAGGCACGUACGCUGCUCAGCCAGAUGCGUCCGCCUCCUCUUCGCCUGCAGUCUCAGCGGCAGUGCACGCCGCAGUACCUGCCAAAGAAGAGCCUGUGAUUCCAGCCGAACCAUCGAAGAAGGCAACAAAGGCCAAGCAGUCCAAGAAGAAGCGUGCUUCCUCCUGGGGCUCCCGCACUGCUGAUGGCCGGCGCCGGCGCAAGGAGCCGAAGCGUGCGGACUACGCGACGACGGAGGAGUAUCUCGCCGACUGGAGCCGCUGGCGUCGCAUUCGCGACAGCAACAACCGCUCUGUCAAGCGCUCGCGCGAGAAGGCACGGGAGCGCUCACAGCAGAUUGAGGCCCAGAACAACGGCCUCCAGCAGCAGAUUGACCAGCUCGCAGACGAACUCAAGGAGGCCAAACAGCUCGCGUUCAAGGCGUUCAUGUCUCGCGAGUCCCUGCUCCCGUCAGAGGUGGACCGCAUCGCCUCCUUCGCAGACUCGGCUUGAUGCCAUCGCCAUUGUUUCAUGCCCUUCACAUCACACCAUCCACCGCCACCUGUUUUCCCUCAGAUUCGUCCUCGGACGUGUCAGCCUUUUCUCCCCGCUUCCACGACGUUGCCGUUGCUGUGUCAGCUGCCAUGGUUUUGGUUUCUUCUUUUGAACUUGCGUUAGGCCUGUCACCCACUGGCAGUAAAUAGACCCCC